Pan troglodytes (chimpanzee) is the source of this 1122-nucleotide messenger RNA. RefSeq names its product ribonuclease H2 subunit A (gene RNASEH2A). Bases 161 to 1060 code for a protein of 299 amino acids. Gene Ontology annotation, biological process: DNA replication, removal of RNA primer; mismatch repair. NCBI's taxonomy places the organism in Eukaryota, Metazoa, Chordata, Mammalia, Primates, Hominidae. Gene Ontology annotation, cellular component: ribonuclease H2 complex. Gene Ontology annotation, molecular function: RNA binding; RNA-DNA hybrid ribonuclease activity. The transcript has 8 exons. The record is from RefSeq and is a predicted model, not a curated record.
GUCGGCUGCGUAAGCGUCCACGGCGGCGGGAGCGCCAGGGGCGUGUUCUGCCCGCGGAUUGGCCGGAAGCAGGCGCCGCUUCGAGGCCCGCGGAAAACGCGCGCCGAGACCCGCUCCUGCGGUAUUAGUUCUUGCAGCUGGUGGCGGCGGCUGAGGCGGCAUGGAUCUCAGCGAGCUGGAGAGAGACAAUACGGGCCGCUGUCGCCUGAGUUCGCCUGUGCCCGCGGUGUGCCGCAAGGAGCCUUGCGUCCUGGGCGUCGAUGAGGCGGGCAGGGGCCCCGUGCUGGGCCCCAUGGUCUACGCCAUCUGUUAUUGUCCCCUGUCUCGCCUGGCAGAUCUGGAGGCGCUGAAAGUGGCAGACUCAAAGACCCUGUUGGAGAGCGAGCGGGAAAGGCUGUUUGCGAAAAUGGAGGACACGGACUUUGUAGGCUGGGCGCUGGAUGUGCUGUCUCCAAACCUCAUCUCUACCAGCAUGCUUGGGCGGGUCAAGUACAACCUGAACUCCCUGUCACAUGAUACAGCCACUGGGCUUAUACAGUAUGCAUUGUACCAGGGCGUGAACGUCACCCAGGUAUUCGUGGACACCGUAGGGAUGCCAGAGACAUACCAGGCGCGGCUGCAGCAAAGUUUUCCCGGGAUUGAGGUGACGGUCAAGGCCAAAGCAGAUGCCCUCUACCCAGUGGUUAGUGCUGCCAGCAUCUGUGCCAAGGUGGCCCGGGACCAGGCCGUGAAGAAAUGGCAGUUCGUGGAGAAACUGCAGGACUCGGAUACUGAUUAUGGCUCAGGCUACCCCAAUGAUCCCAAGACAAAAGCGUGGUUGAAGGAGCACGUGGAGCCUGUGUUCGGCUUCCCCCAGUUUGUCCGGUUCAGCUGGCGCACGGCCCAGACCAUCCUGGAGAAAGAGGCGGAAGAUGUUAUAUGGGAGGACUCAGCAUCCAAGGAUCAGGAGGGACUCAGGAAGAUCACAUCCUACUUCCUCAAUGAAGGGUCCCAAGCCCGUCCCCGUUCUUCCCACCGAUAUUUCCUGGAACGCGGCCUGGAGUCUGCAACCAGCCUCUAGCAGCUGCCUCUAUGCGCUCUACCUGCUUCCCCAACCCAGACAUUAAAAUUGUUUAAGGAGAA